Otolemur garnettii (small-eared galago) is the source of this 624-nucleotide messenger RNA. RefSeq names its product mitochondrial ribosomal protein L41 (gene MRPL41). Gene Ontology annotation, biological process: translation. The transcript has a single exon. The coding region runs from base 27 to 542 and encodes 171 amino acids. NCBI's taxonomy places the organism in Eukaryota, Metazoa, Chordata, Mammalia, Primates, Galagidae. Gene Ontology annotation, molecular function: structural constituent of ribosome. Gene Ontology annotation, cellular component: mitochondrial large ribosomal subunit. The record is from RefSeq and is a predicted model, not a curated record.
CGUCGCCUAGGAGUGAGUAGUGUUGCAUGCGGGUCGGGGUUAUAUCGCUGCCUGUCGCGUACCGCGUGGAACUUCUGAGCCAUCCGCAGACGGACUGGUGCCCAAGCGGGUCCGACAGGCUCUCCAGGCGCAGCAUGGGCGUCCUUGAGGCGGCGGCCCGGGCGCUGAUCCGCGGUGCGGACAGGAUGAGCAAGUGGACUAGCAAACGCGGGCCGCGCACCUUCCGUAAGGGCCGGGGCGCCAAGGGCACUGGCGUCUUCGCCGCGGGCCGGAAGUUUGUGCUGAUAAAGGAAAUGGUCCCCGAGUUCGUCGUCCCGGACCUGGCUGGCUUCAAACUCAAACCUUACGUGAGCUACCGCGCUCCCGCUGGCGUCGACACGCCGCUCACAGCUCGGGAGCUCUUCGAGGCUGCGGCCGCGCCCGCCAUCGAGAAGGACGUCAAGGACGGCACCUUCGACCCCAACAGCCUGGAGAAGUACGGCUUUGAGCCCACGCAGGACGGCAAGCUCUUCCAGCUGUACCCCAGGAACUUUCUGCGCUAGACGGCGGGCGAAACGGACUGCGCACCCGAGUGGGAGGGAGCGCCCUGGCCUCAGUUCUAUUAAAGGCCUUUGCUGCUCUGCA